This is a messenger RNA of Chrysochloris asiatica (Cape golden mole), 689 nucleotides long. RefSeq names its product coiled-coil domain containing 58 (gene MIX23). Gene Ontology annotation, cellular component: mitochondrion; mitochondrial intermembrane space. NCBI's taxonomy places the organism in Eukaryota, Metazoa, Chordata, Mammalia, Afrosoricida, Chrysochloridae. The record is from RefSeq and is a predicted model, not a curated record. The transcript has 5 exons. The coding region runs from base 4 to 438 and encodes 144 amino acids.
AAUAUGGCGGCGCCCAGUGGCGGUGUGAACUGUGAGGAGUUCGCCGAGUUCCAGGAAUUACUCAAGGUGAUGAGGACGAUUGAUGACAGAAUAGUUCAUGAAUUAAACACUACAGUUCCAACAGCUUCCUUUGCAGGGAAAAUUGAUGCCACCCAAACCUGUAAACAACUUUAUGAGUCUUUGAUGGCAGCUCAUGCUAGUAGGGACAGAGUCAUAAAAAAUUGUAUAGCCCAGACCUCAACAGUAGUAAGAAACCUCCGAGAAGAGAGAGAAAAGAAUUUGGAUGAUUUAACGUUAUUAAAGCAACUUAGAAAAGAACAGACAAAGUUGAAAUGGAUGCAGUCAGAACUGAAUGUUGAAGAAGUAGUAAAUGACCGGAGUUGGAAGGUGUUUAAUGAACGCUGCCGAAUUCACUUCAAGCCUCCAAAGAAUGAAUAGAGAGAGAGAUACUGUUUUUUAAAGGACCGGGUCAUCUCAUAAGAGCUAAGCACGACAGACAUCUGCAGGGUGGGCCACCUAAGAUGAUUUCUGAGCCAACAGUCCAAGACCUUGUGUUGAUUUCAGCCCUACUUAGCCAAGACCUCAAAUAUAAAUAAUUCUGAUAAUUAUGGAGAUAUCAAUUGCUAUUUUAUACUGAUUCUGUAAAAAAAAAGUUUUAUAACUAUUAAAAUAAUUUUCUGAUUCAGUGU